Messenger RNA from Closterium sp. NIES-67, 308 nucleotides. The record is from the annotation of a GenBank genome assembly. NCBI's taxonomy places the organism in Eukaryota, Viridiplantae, Streptophyta, Zygnematophyceae, Desmidiales, Closteriaceae.
CCUGUCUUGACCGCGCUUCGUACUAGGUACGGGAGUUUCGAGUAUAUAGUUAUGCCCUUUGGACUCACGAACGCCCCGGCGACUUUUCAAAUAACCAUGAACCUGAUUUUCAGUUCGCUCGUAGAUAAGUGUGUUAUACUUUACCUAGAUGACAUACUGAUUUACAGUGAGACUCGGGAACAGCACCUCAAGGAUCUUGAAGCAGUUUUCACGCUACUACUAGAACAUCGGCUGCUCACGAAGGGGUCUAAGUGCGAGUUCCUAAAAGAUAAGUUAUAAUUUUUAGGCCACGACAUCUCUAAAAAGGG